This is a messenger RNA of Ostrinia furnacalis (Asian corn borer), 1287 nucleotides long. RefSeq names its product choline dehydrogenase, mitochondrial-like. The transcript has 4 exons. The coding region runs from base 1 to 1212 and encodes 403 amino acids. NCBI's taxonomy places the organism in Eukaryota, Metazoa, Arthropoda, Insecta, Lepidoptera, Crambidae. Gene Ontology annotation, molecular function: flavin adenine dinucleotide binding; oxidoreductase activity, acting on CH-OH group of donors. The record is from RefSeq and is a predicted model, not a curated record.
AUGUGCAUGUGCAUUACUUAUGGAGCGACAUUCGAUUUCAUAAUAGUUGGUGCGGGUUCAGCCGGCUGCGUGCUGGCAAACCGGCUCACGGAAGACAACGGUGUAUCUGUGCUGCUGAUAGAAGCUGGUGGAGAUCCUCCAAUCGAGUCUAAUCAAUGCACCGGCAACAAUUGUCACAUCAAUGAUGAAGAUCAUUUACCACGAGGCAAAAUGUUAGGUGGAUCAAGCAGUCUCAACCUCAUGUUCUACGUGCGAGGGGACCCACACGAUUAUAAUACUUGGGCUCGUAUUGCUAAAGAUCAAAGUUGGAACUACACCAAUGUUUUACCUUAUUUCAUCAAAAAAAUAAUUUUGUCGGGCGGAGCAAUUAACACUCCACGACUGUUAAUUCUCUCAGGCAUUGGUCCAAAAGAACACCUAAAAAGUUUAGGAAUAAAAGUUGUAUACAAUCUUCCAGUAGGAGAAAAUUUACAAGAUCAUAAAGUAGUGGCAUUGUACCACACAACAGGCCCUGCCCCGGCUCCCAUACCUGCGAACCCUCAUGAAUACCCAGAUAUCGCAAUAAACGGUUACGUCUCAUUAAAUAAAAAUCAAAUCAACCCAGACUAUCUAGUCACAGUCGCCAUUGCAAUCCGGGUGAUACUAUCUUGUGCUAUUUUAUUUACAUUUAAUGAGAAAAUUUGCCAAUCACUUUAUGAUAGGAGCAAGAACAAAGAAACUACUUUGAGUCUAUUGGCACCACUUCAGCCUAAAUCAAGAGGGCGACUACUGUUAAAGAGCACUAACCCUGAAGAAUAUCCAUUUAUCUACACAGAGCCAUAUUCAGAUGAAAGAGAUCUUGAAGAUGUUGUCCGGUACCUGGAAGAUUAUUCGCGAGUGAUUAACACAACGUAUUUUAAGAGUGUUGAAGCAAAAUUCUUAGAGUUGGAAAAGUGCGGGGACUUUCCAGUCGGGUCUAAGGCUUACUGGCGUUGUCACGCUCGGUGCCUGGUGACCACGCUGUACCACCAAGUGGGCACGUGCGCCAUGGGCUCCGUGGUGGACAGCCGGCUGCGCGUGCGCGGCGUGGAGAGGCUGCGCGUGGUGGACGCCAGCGUCAUGCCCACCAUCACCAGCGGCAACACCAACGCGCCCACCAUCAUGAUCGCCGAGAAAGCAGCCGAUAUGAUCAAGGAAGACAAUAACAUUCAAAAACGACACUUAAUACAAUGACAUAAUGGUGUCGCAUGGAUGUAAAGUAUAAUGAACAAUCGAGGUAUUUGCUUUUCUUUGUGUUCUAACUGCUUA